Messenger RNA from Manihot esculenta (cassava), 1257 nucleotides. Its product is annotated as legumin type B. The transcript is spliced from 3 exons. Bases 66 to 1139 code for a protein of 357 amino acids. Gene Ontology annotation, molecular function: nutrient reservoir activity. Lineage: Eukaryota; Viridiplantae; Streptophyta; Magnoliopsida; Malpighiales; Euphorbiaceae. The record is from RefSeq and is a predicted model, not a curated record.
UAUCUUUCUCAUUCUUUUUUCCGUUGAAACUCUAAGAGUCUAUAUUGUGUUUGAUAGCGUUGGCCAUGGGUUUGGACUUGUCCCCAAAGUUUCCCCAGAAAAGAAUAUUUGAAGGAGAAGGUGGAUCAUACGACACUUGGUCAAGUUCAGAAUUGGCUGAGUUGAAGGUUGGGGGAGCAAAGCUUGCGCUCCAGCCUCGUGGUUUUGCUCUUCCCCACUAUGCAGAUUCCUCCAAAAUUGGUUAUGUUCUUAAAGGUACUGAAGGAGUAACGGGAAUGCUGCUUGCUAAUUCUUCAAAAGAGGUAGUGUUAAAGCUUCAGAAAGGAGAUGUAAUACCAGUGCCUCUAGGAGCUACCUCAUGGUGGUAUAAUAAUGGAGAUUCAGAAUUUGUUAUGGUUUUCUUGGGAGAAACUUCCAAAGCUUACGUUCCUGGAGACUUCACCUACUUCUUCUUAUCUGGAGGUAUAGGAAUAAUGGCAGGAUUCUCAUCUGAAUUCACUCGUCGAGCAUAUAAUCUCAAGAACCAGGAAGAAGCAGAGAAGCUCGCUAAAAGCCAAACUGGUUCGUUAAUCAUCAAGAUAGAAGAAGGAAUCAUCAUGCCACACCCUCACAAGGACCAUCAUCAUAAAAUGGUUUAUAACAUCGACGCUGCAUCAGCUAAUGUUGACGUGAAAAACGGCGGUAUCUUGAAGAUACUAACGUCAUAUAAACUGCCGUUGCUUGAGCAAGCAGGGUUAAGUGUGAGUCAAGUGAAACUGGAGGCUAAUGCCAUGUACUCGCCGACAUUCACUACCGAUGCAGCAACUCUACUUAUUUAUGCUGUUGAAGGGAGUGGAAGUGUACAAAUUGUGGGUAUCAAUGGUGAGCGAGUCCUGGACACCAACAUAAAGGCUGGCCAAAUGUUUGUAGUGCCAAAAUUCUUCGCUGCUGCUGAAAUUGCAGGCAGUGAAGGGCUGGAGUUUCUCUCUGUUUUAACUUCUACAGAGUUUUGUGUUGAGGAGCUUGCGACUAAGCAGUCAGUGUGGAAUGCCAUUUCCCCUGUAGUUUCACAAGUUGCUCUUAAUCUGACACCCCAGUUUACAGAAGUCUUCAAGUCCAACCUUACCAAAAACUCCAUUAUUAUUCCUUCAACCAAUUAGAUUUAGAAUAAGUACGUGUAUUUUAUAUUUGGAAGUUUAUUUAAAGGGUAGGAGUUAUCCACCCCCGUGUGAACUCUUAAUCUUUUGUGUUGUUGUUUUAAUGACUUCUUUUUAUUUA